AUGCAGCUGAGCAGCACGUUUGUUGUCUCCCUUCUUGCUGCGACUGCCUCGGCUAGUGUCCUGCAGGUCGUGCCGGGAAAUGGUCCGGCGGUAAAGCAAGCCCGCGGAAUGAGCCGUCGCGCCGCUGCUACGAACGCCGCCCAGUACGCCUCGAUCCAGGACCCUACGCAGGAGUGCACCUACUACGGCAAUGAUGGCGUUACUCAGAUGAAGAACCAGAACGACUACCCAGCUGUGAGCCAGAUUGCUUCUAUCGUUCAGGGUGACAGUGAUGCCCAGAAGGUUUGGCAAGACAUCCAGAGCUCUGGCAUCAUCCCCUCGGAUGUACAGGUCAAGAUGGACAGCAACGGUCAGCACAUGGAUAUCAAUAUGGGCAGCUAUGACCGUCAGCAGGACCCUGAUUGUUGGUGGUCGGCCACUGCCUGCAAGCAGCCCAAGCACCAAGGACUUGUUGCCGACAUCUACACUUGCCCUGAGCCGAGCACCUGGGGUCUCACGUUUGACGAUGGUCCUAACUGCACACACAAUGCCUUCUACGACUUCCUGAGCCAGAACAAGCUCAAGGCCACGAUGUUCUACAUUGGUAGCAACGUCGUGAACUGGCCUUACCAGGCCCAGCGUGGUCUUGUGGAUGGUCACGACAUUUGUGUGCACACCUGGUCGCACCGCUACAUGACCACCCUGUCGAACGAGCAAGUGUUUGCUGAGCUGUAUUACACUGCCAGGGUGAUCAAGAAGGUCAUUGGUGUCACCCCGAGCUGCUGGCGUCCUCCGUACGGUGACACUGACGACCGUGUGCGUGCCAUUGCCUAUGGUCUUGGUCUCCGUACCAUUCUUUGGCAGGAGGAUACGAACGACUGGAAUAUCCAGCCCAGUGGCGACCAGACUACGCAGCAGAUUGACCAGAACUAUCAGAACAUUAUCAACAAGGCUAGCAGCGAGAGCCCUAUCGUGCUGACUCACGAAAUCGACCAAUACACGAUGGACGAGUUCCAGAAGAUGUACCCCAAGAUCAAGAAUGCGUUCAAGAACGUUGUUCCUCUGACUGCCUGCCAGAACGUCUCGAACCCUUACCCGGAUGCGAAGAUCUCGUACCCCAACUUUAGCGACUUUGUCGGCGGCAAGGUCAAUGCCUCGGGCCUUCCGGAUGGCAAUUCGAUUGCCGUCAACCCUAGCGCCUCGUACUCGCCCUCUGCGCUGAACAAGACCAGUGGCGGUUACGCCCACCCCAACUCUGGAUCCAACAGUACUACGGAUGCCCGCCGUGCUCAGGCCAGUAAUGCAGCACAAUUUGCUACCAUCCAUGACAACACGCAGUGCCAACCCUACGGCGUGGAUGCAGUGACGCAAAUGAAAAACCAAAAGGACUUCCCCCCCGUGGGCCAAAUUGCCUCUAUCAUCCAAGGCGACAGUCAGGCGCAGCAGAUCUGGCAAGAGAUCCAAAACUCUGGCAUUGUCCCUUCUGACGUGCAAGUCAAACAAGACAGCACGAAUGGGCAGCACAUGGGCACCUCUGCAAAUGGCUACAAUGUUCAACAAGACCCUGACUGCUGGUGGACGGCAAACAGCUGCAAGCAACCCAAGCACCAAGGCCUCAUCACCGACCUGUACACGUGCCCUGAGCCGGACACUUGGGGCCUUACCUUUGAUGAUGGCCCUAAUUGCACGCACAACGCCUUCUAUGACUUCCUGAGCCAGAACAAGCUCAAGGCCACUCUCUUUUACAUUGGUACCAAUAGUGACCAGGUAUUUGCUGAGCUCUACUACACUGCCAAGAUCAUCAAGCAAAUUAUUGGCGUAACGCCUACAUGCUGGCGCCCUCCGUAUGGUGACGUGGAUGAUCGCGUGCGCGCCAUCGCCCAAGGUCUUGGCCUUCGUACCAUCGUUUGGGAGGAGGACACGGACGACUGGAACAUUCAGCCGGGAGGUAACCAGCCUACUUCUAAGAUUGACUCAAACUACCAGAACAUUAUCAACAAGGCUCAAAGCGAGAGCCCCAUUGUACUCACGCAUGAAAUCAACCAGCAGACCAUGGAUGAAUUCACCAAAUUGUACCCCAAGGUCAAGAACGCUUACAAAAACCUCGUUCCUCUCACCGCAUGCCAGAACAUCACGAAGCCGUACGCAGAUGGCGACAUUACCUACCCUGCUUUCAGUGACUUUGUCAGCGGCAAGGUCAAUGCUUCCGGCCUUCCGAAUGGAAACACGAUCAAGGUGGACCCCUCUGCCAAGUAUACUCCCCAAGAACUUAACAAGACACAGAACGGCUACGGUCAUCCUCAAGAUGGAUCACAGGCAUCUAGCUCUAGCGGCUCUGGUGGCUCCGAAAAGAGCUCCAAGAGCGCUGCCGCCCCACGCGCCUAUGCGAGCCCUGUUUUCUCCUUGCUCGCCGUGGUGCUGAUCUUCCUGUACUUUGGUUAA
Messenger RNA from Malassezia japonica, 2421 nucleotides. RefSeq lists its product as uncharacterized. Gene Ontology annotation, cellular component: membrane. Gene Ontology annotation, biological process: carbohydrate metabolic process. Lineage: Eukaryota; Fungi; Basidiomycota; Malasseziomycetes; Malasseziales; Malasseziaceae. The transcript has 4 exons. Bases 1 to 2421 code for a protein of 806 amino acids. The record is from RefSeq and is a predicted model, not a curated record. Gene Ontology annotation, molecular function: chitin deacetylase activity.